CUCUGGACCAACAGAGGAGCUGCAGAUUCUUCCUUUUAGGGCACAUCUUCUAGCAUAAUUGUUUCAUCUGCUCCUGAUUCACUGAUGAUUUAAAUAAAUAAAUAAUCAGAAAUACAAUUUUAAGCUAAAUAUUCUUUAUAUGUUUUCUCCACCAUGAUAAAAUAGACACGAGAACGUGUUAGAAACUCCAUCAGAGUGGAUCUCUAAAGACUUGACAUAAACUUAAAGUAAAUGUAUGAAAAGAAUGAAUUAAAAUGGCUGGAUUCUGCUCUGAACAGCAGGGAGACCAGUCAGCCACUAGAGGCGACACAAGCACAGACACACAGAUCAAUACUGGAAGGGAAAGAAAGAGGGAUCAAUGGGGAAAAGCAAAAAAAAAAAAAAAAAAAGUGUGUUCAGUUCAUUUAAGCAAAAAAGAGUGAAUGGGAAUCCAUCCUGACUGAUCAUAUUAGCUGCUGACAGCAGAGUGAAAGCCCCGAGAUAGAUGGAGAGAUAGAGGAGGAGGUGGAGAGGAGCCCCACGCUGCCCAUCCUCGCGCUUCUUUCUGCAGCUGUGUGAGGCAGAGUGAGCUUUGGUCAUCACACAGAGAGAAAGAGAGAGAGGGAGAGCACAUUUGAGUCUCGUGGAAGCGGCAGGAAAACCUACCACUUGGCUGAGAAAUCGACGCACUCGCGUGGAGCCACACAGGGAGGCAGAGUGGCGCAUAGGACGUCCGCGCAACGCCGCAAAGAGAGUGACCGGAGCAGCGGGGGAGGAACCUGCCCGACACCGAUCCUCUAACCGCUCACCCGGAGCAGAUCUUCAUCGUAGCUGUCGCCAUUUGUUCUCGCGGACAUCUCAGACCGGUGCAGAAUCGCACAGAGAGGCUGGGCGCAGAGGAAAAAGCUUCCUCUCAGGUCUGAGCAAACAACAGCCGUAAAGUUGGUUCCCAGCAUGCAACUGGCUACGAUGUCAGCAACAACCUGGAUCCUGGCUGUGGCCUUGCUUCUUGCUAUGCAGGGCGCUGCUCACGCUGCUCCAUCAGGAGACAACAAGCUUGUUCGAACCAGCCGAGUGAGGAGGCAGACCCCAGGGGGGGAUCAGCCUCCCUCUGCUUCCUCAACCAACCAGACCCUGAAGGAACAACCUUUGAUCUUUAACCAUGUCUACAACAUCAAUGUACCCUUGGAGUCACUGUGUUCUGUUGACCUGGACGCCUCUGCAGCAGCAGCCCCAGAUUCCAAUGCAGAGUUAGGAUCCAGACCGUCAGCGGAGGGUCCAAUGGAUCCAAAUAGAUCUGGACCGACAGAAUUCACUGAGCAGACGCUGGAUGCUGACAGCCAGGUCACAUUUACUCAUCGCAUCAACAUCCCAAAAGCAGCAUGUGGAUGUCCAGCAACAAUGGCCAUCCAGCAGUUAGCCACGAGAGUGGAGAUGCUGGAGCGAGAAGUGUCCAUGCUCCGAGCUCAGUGUGGAUCUGGAUGUUGUGGAGAGAGUUCUGCAAUGGGGCAUCUGGACUUCGUCCCGGGCUGCAGCGGUCAUGGAAGCUUCAGCUUUGAUCUGUGCGGCUGCAUCUGUGAGGAAAGUUGGACCGGGAAGAACUGCUCUGAGCCCCGCUGCCCCAACGACUGCUCCGGUCAGGGCGUGUGCAUCGAAGGGGAGUGCGUGUGCGACCGUGACUUCGGCGGGGACAACUGCUCGGAGCCGCGCUGCCCUUCGGACUGCUCGGGCCGCGGCCUGUGCAUCGACGGGGAGUGCGUGUGCGAGGAGUCCUUCACGGGGGAGGACUGCAUGGUUGGGAGGUGUCUCAACGACUGCUCGGAUCAGGGCCUGUGCGUCAACGGGACGUGCCAAUGCCGACCCGGUUACGUGGGCGAAGACUGCUCCAUGGUCUACUGCGCCAACAAUUGCAGUAAGAAGGGAAUCUGCAAAGAGGGUUUCUGUGUGUGCCAAGAUGGCUUCGCCGGAGAUGACUGCAACUCUGUGGCUCCAGCCAUGAACCUGAACGUGCGAGGGGUAACGGAUCACACCAUCGACCUGGAGUGGGAAGGGUCGGUCAUGAUCACAGAUUUCUUAGUGACCUACACACCAAGCACACCAGGAGGUGUGCAGCUGGAAAUCAGAAUUCCUGGGAACGCCACAAGCUGCUCCAUCUCAGGGCUGGAGGCAGGCUUGGAGUACAACAUCAAUGUGUUUGCUGUCAUCAACAACACCAUCAGCAUUCCAGCCAGCAUCACUGUGUGGACCUAUCUCUCCAAUCCUGAUGGUUUGCUCUUCAAAUCCAUCACAGAGACGUCAGUGGAGGUCCAGUGGAAUCCCUUUUAUUAUUCCUUUGACGGAUGGGAAAUCAGCUUCAUCCCCAAGGAUAAUGAUGGAGGGAUGACUGCACAGUUGCCAAGCACUAUCAAUUCAUUUGUACAAACCAGUCUGAGACCUGGAGAAGAAUACACAGUUAACCUGGUGGCGCUCAGAGACCAGGGUCGAAGUCAGCCUGUUACCGCUACUUUCACAACACUGAUUGAUGGUCCUACCCAGCUGAUUGUGCGGGAUGUGUCAGAUACCGUUGCAUUUGUGGAGUGGACGCCACCAAAGGCGAAGAUAGAUCAGAUUGUGUUGCGCUAUGGUCUUUUGGGAGGAGAGGGGCCACGAACCACAUUUCGUCUCCAACCAACCCUGAGACAGUACUCUCUACAGGUUCUCCGUCCCGGCUCACGAUAUGAGGUGUCUGUGAGCGGAGUAAGGAAAGGAAACGAGAGUGGAUCUAUUUCCACCCAAUUUACAACUGCUUUAUCGUUCUUCUCAGAGAUCGAUGCCCCAAAGAACUUACGACUCGUAUCCAAGACCUCCACCACGCUUGAGCUUGAGUGGGAUAACAGUGAGGCUGAGGUGGAUGCCUACCAGGUGGUCUACAGCACUUUAGCAGGAGACCAGUAUGAUAAAGUCAUCGUACCUCGCAAUGGGGGUGCAACAACAAAAACUACCCUCACGGAUCUGCUGCCAGGCACAGAGUAUGGAAUUGGCAUUUCUGCCAUGAAAGGCAGCAACCAGAGUACACCGGCAACAAUGAAUGCCAGGACCGGUUUGGAUGAACCAAUGGAUCUGACUGUGACAGCUUCGACUGACAAGACCAUCACUCUGGUGUGGGGCACAGUCCAGGGUCCAAUCGACCUCUACAAGGUCACCUACACAUCUUCCUCUGGCGCCACUUCAGAGCUGACAGUCCCUAAAGACGUGACCAGCACCACUCUGACAGACCUGGAGCCAGGAACCGAGUACACCAUUACCGUAGCAGCAAGGAGAGGAAGACAGCAGAGCAACGCGGCUACCAUAGACGCCUUCACAGGAAUCAGGCCGGUAACCCACCUCUACUUAUCAGAGGUGACUUCGGACUCGGUGGCGGUGGCUUGGAGCGCCCCCGCACCGCCCGCUGACCUCUUCAUUUUGAGCUACAGUUCUGCUGACGGGACUGACACCUCUAAGGUGACGCUGGAUGGCUCCAAGACAAGGUCACUAGUCCAGGGCCUGCUGCCGUCCACUCAUUACACCGUCAGUCUUAUCACAAUUCAGGGCGAGGCCACCUCUGAACCAAUUACAGCGUCUCUCGUUACAGGGAUGGAUCCACCAAAAGAGCUGACGGUUCUGGAUGUGACGGAGGAUGUGGUGACCAUCAAUUGGAUCAAGCCGCUGGCUCCAUUUGAAUACUACAAGCUCUCCUACCAGUCAGCCAGAGGUCGGGUGGACAGUGUGAUGAUUGACAGCGAUGUGACAAACUACACCUUGUCCAGUCUGUUUCCUGCCACGGAGUAUGAGAUCAGCCUCAGUGCUGUCAGAGGAAGUCAGGAGAGCAAAGUUGUCAGCACAUCUGUUUUCACAGCUAUGGAUAUGCCCGCGGAGUUAACAGCUCUCAACAUCACCCCGCAAGGAGCUUUGUUACGGUGGAAACCGCCGGUGUCCAAUGUCGACAACUAUGUGCUGACAGUCACACACAACCAGGUCACAGCUGAUACUUUCUUGGUGGAAGGCAGCAAACAGGAACACCAGCUUUCUAAUCUGAAGCCAAUCACCACCUACUCUGUGGCUCUCUAUGCCACUAAAGGACCUCUAACAAGCGGCACUGUCAUCACUAACUUUCAGACACCCAUGGAUGCACCCGUGAACCUGACAGCCAGUGAAGUAAACCACCGCAGCGCUCUCAUUUCAUGGCAACCACCACUUGCAGAAAUUGACAACUACAUGCUCACCUACAGGUCAUCUGAUGGCAGCCGCAAGGAGCUGAUCCUCGAUGCAGAGGACAUGUGGAUCAGGUUGGAGGGAUUGGCUGAGACUACAGAAUACACUGUCAAGCUGCAAGCUGCAAGAGGACUUGACACCAGCGCCGUCGUUUCCACUACUUUUACUACAGGGAGUCGACUGUUUGCGACUCCUCAGAACUGUGCCCAACACCUGCUGAACGGCGAGACACUGAGUGGCGUCUACACCAUUUACAUCAACAGGGACCCCAGCCAGGGUGUGCAGGUGUACUGCGACAUGAGCACAGAUGAAGGAGGCUGGAUUGUCUUUCAGCGUCGUCAGAAUGGCCUGACUGACUUUUCCAGGAAGUGGAGUGACUACCGGGUUGGUUUUGGGAACUUGGAGGAUGAAUUCUGGCUUGGUCUUGACAACAUCCACAGGAUUGCUUCUCAAGGUCGAUAUGAGCUGAGGAUCGACAUGAAAGACGGGCAGGAGUCGGUCUACGCCAAUUAUGACAAGUUCUCAAUUGGAGAUGCAAGAAACCUCUACAAGCUCAGGAUAGGAGAGUACAACGGCACUGCUGGCGACUCUCUGAGCUACCACCAGGGCCGGCCCUUCUCCACCAAAGACCGAGACAAUGACAUCGCUGUCACUAACUGUGCCUUGUCUUAUAAAGGAGCUUGGUGGUACAAGAACUGCCACCGGGCCAACCUCAAUGGCAAAUAUGGCGAGUCCAGACACAGUCAGGGUAUCAACUGGUACCACUGGAAGGGCCACGAGUUCUCCAUCCCAUUUGUGGAGAUGAAGAUGAGGCCGUUCAACUUCCGUAGCAUCAGCAGCAAGAGGAGACGGUCCACUUCUGUAUAAACAAAAUCCCUCCCAGAGUCACGGGCAAAUAGAGUUUGGAUAAUUUUUAGCAUUUAUUUCUGUGUACCUCGCUGACAGGCAGGCUGGAAAUAGCUCCAAAGAGUGAGUAGGUAGUUCAAAAUGCUACAAAUAAAUAAAUAAAUUAAGAUCUGUGAAUUAAUUAAUUAACACACUACCAGUUUUUUUUUUCAUAUAAAAGCAGAAAUACUGACGCCAUGUCCAGUCUGUCAGUCUUGGCUCCUGCCCAGCGUCUGCUAUCUUCUCCUGCUGUACUUCUAUGUAAUCAAAUGGAAUGUUAGUUUUGCUCUUUUAAAUCUCCCGAAUGACAAUGAUUCUGUGAAAAAAAAGAAAGGCAAAUCAAUAUAGUUUGUUUCAAUCUAAAAUGUGAUUUGUCCUUCCUGGGAUGCUCUGAAAUGUGCUCAGAAAUGCUCUUCAAGCGAAAGCCAGCGCCGUUUCGCCAUUCAAAAAAGGAAUACCCUCAACUCAAACUAUUCUGUAUAUGCCCUUAAAAACCUUAACUGUAAUAUAUAUACAUAUAUAUAUAUUUUUUAUAACUGAUAUAGUGUCCGAGCCCAUGUAUUUAAUGAUUUGAUGCCUUGAUUUUUGAUUCUUGAUAAUGAGGACUUGGGUGUAAUAAAGAAAACUGGACGCCAGUUUAACUUUUUUCAUUCAAAGGCAAAACUGCAAAUCCAAAAUAGGUAUUAUGAGCGCACUACACCAGCAACAGCUUCAUAGUCACCUGUUUUAUACAUGUAAUGUAUGCCGUCCAUUAAAAUCUGUUUUGUGUUGACAUAUGGAACAAGAAUGGAAAAAGUGGUAAACUAUUGUUACUGGUAGCAACGCUGGGACAGCUUUUGCACAGAGAGCAAGAACACAACAAAACUACUGAUGUUUGUGGUCACUUGAAUUAUGUUACCUUAGUUCAUAUAGUUCUGCCCUGUUGCAGGUUCUAGAAUUGCUUGUACAGAUGGUGUCAUUUGAUGCAACAUUUAACCAAAGAUCUACAUUAUAAACACUGAGAAACUAUGGAGCUAAAUUGCCGCCAAAAAUGUUUGGCCAAAAAAAAAAAAAAAGUAACAUGUCCGAAACUUUUUGCUAUUCUAAAAUAAACGUAAUUAUUUUCAGCUUCAAAUUUUCCAUUUU
This is a messenger RNA of Oryzias melastigma (Indian medaka), 6219 nucleotides long. It is a transcript of the gene tnr, whose product is annotated as tenascin R (restrictin, janusin). Gene Ontology annotation, molecular function: protein binding. Lineage: Eukaryota; Metazoa; Chordata; Actinopteri; Beloniformes; Adrianichthyidae. The record is from RefSeq and is a predicted model, not a curated record. The transcript is spliced from 31 exons. Bases 934 to 5076 code for a protein of 1380 amino acids.